Molecule: messenger RNA, 2019 nt
Organism: Sphenostylis stenocarpa
Lineage: Eukaryota; Viridiplantae; Streptophyta; Magnoliopsida; Fabales; Fabaceae
Source: the annotation of a GenBank genome assembly
AUGAUUUCCAAAAUGAAUUGGGACGAGAACGAUGAAUUUGAGAUCCCUCUUACACAAACGGCAACGGCUUUUCACGCGCUCGAGUCCGUCGAUAAGAAUCAACGGCCAUUAAAGAAACCUAAAUGCAAAUCGACGGCGCUUCGUGGCAAUGGUAGUGGCAAGGAGAACGUCCAACCCAGCGAGGAUUGCGAAAUUGAGAACUGCAACUUGGAUUUUAUUCCUUCCUCCAUAGAUUGUGUUUCGAUUUGCAGCGUUCAACAUUCAGAACAAGAGGACAGUGAUUCUUCUUCCGCGUCUUUGUCGGAGCUGAAAUCAAAGGGGGAUUAUCUUCGCAACUCCGUAGAAUCAAAGCUGGUGGUUUCAAGAACCGGAGCGCUUAACGCUGCAGAUGCAGAUUCUGAUACGGAGCUUGGUCUGUUGAUGAAUUUGUGCGAUGAGUUGGAGGAAGUGGAUAGUUCCGUUCGGUGUCCCCUGUGUUAUGUUGAUAUUUCGAAUAUGACCGAGGAACAGCGACAUCUUCAUACCAAUAAUUGUCUAGACGAAGGAGACAACGUUGCGGUUCUUGAAGACGAGAAGGGUGCUCAACAUGCGCCAAAAGUUGCUUCUGUUGUUGAUUGGCUUCACGGGCUCGGUUUGGGAAAAUAUGAAGUUCUUUUCAUCAGGGAAGAAGUUGAUUGGGACACCUUACAAUGGCUCACAGAAGAGGAUCUCUUAAGCAUGGGUAUCACUGCGCUUGGGCCCAGAAAAAAGAUUUUGCAUGCCCUGUGUGAACUGAGAAAAGGAGAUGCCGCUAAAAAUGAGAAACAUGGGGAUGCUUUGGCGGAGCCUGGAAUGAUUAGAAACCAGAAAGUCAAAUUAAAGCAUGACAAAUCUGACAGAAAAGUUUAUGGCGCUAGUAAACCAGCGGCAAACAAAUUAAUUACUGAGUAUUUUCCGGGGUUUGCUUCCAAAGAAAAGAAAGUUUCUGCCUCUCCUGGAGUACAAAAGGAAAUGAGAAACGGUGGCUUGGAUACUAGUUGUAAGCACAAAUCAAAAAGUGUUACAACAAAUAGAAAGCUCCGUAAUAUUCCCAAAUGGUGUUUUGUACAAGGAACGCCUUUCCGAGUGGACUCUGGAAGUAUCUUAGCCAGAAGGAAAGAUGCUUUCAAAUAUCUCAGAGGAGAUUGUUCCCACUGGUUCCUCACACAUUUCCACUUGGACCAUUAUCAAGGUCUCACCAAGUCAUUUAAUCAUGGAAAGAUUUACUGCUCCUCCAUUACAGCUAGGCUUGUAAAUAUGAACAUUGGAAUUCCAUAUGAUAAAUUACAUGUUUUGCCUCUGAACCAAAAGGUUGAAGUAGCUGGUGUUGAUGUGACUUGCUUUGAUGCCAACCAUUGUCCAGGUUCCAUACUCAUACUCUUUCAACCUCCGAAUGGUAAGGUUGUGCUUCACACGGGUGAUUUCCGGUUUAGUGAAGAAAUGACAAUCAAUCCUUUAUUGCAGACUUGUCCUAUCGAUACUCUAAUUCUUGAUACAACAUACUGCAAUCCACAGUAUGAAUUUCCAAAACAAGAGGCUGUAAUACAAUUCGUUAUUGAUGCCAUUCAAGCAGAAACUUUUAAUCCCAAAACUCUUUUUCUGAUCGGCAGCUAUACAAUUGGUAGAGAUCAAUGGGACUUUCUUUGUGUUCGGGUAGAGUUGUAUUUCUGUGGAAAAGAAAGGUUAUUCUUGGAGGUUGCUCGUUCGCUUCGUAAAAAGGUUCACGUGACUGCGGCAAAGUUACGUCUUUUAAAAUGUUUGGAAUUUAAGGAAGAGGAUAUGCAGUGGUUCACUUCAAACGAACAUGAAAGCAACAUUCAUGUUGCCCCUAUGUGGACGCUCGCAAGCUUCAAAAGAUUGAAGCACAUAUCAAAUCAAUAUAAGUUGCUUUCUCCCCUACUGGUUGGACGUUUGGCAAAGGUAAAAAGAAGUCUACUGGAAGAAGAUGGCAAAAGGGAUGUUUAUAUGAUCAAACUUGAUGAAUUUGUUGAAAAUGACUAA